Molecule: messenger RNA, 2195 nt
Organism: Pungitius pungitius (ninespine stickleback)
Lineage: Eukaryota; Metazoa; Chordata; Actinopteri; Perciformes; Gasterosteidae
Product: E3 ubiquitin-protein ligase TRIM21-like
Exons: 2
Coding region: 257-1870 (537 amino acids)
Molecular function (GO): protein binding; zinc ion binding
Source: RefSeq, a predicted model, not a curated record
CAGCAGAUGGCGCUCCAGUAAGAGGCGGAGCUACACGGAGGGGCGGAGCUUCCACGUCACUCUCCAGAAACGAAAGGUAAGUUGGUCAGAGAGGCAGACGCGCUGCAGUGAAGACAAGUCUCCGUGUUUCUGAGAGAAAAGUCAAAGUGACGUCAUCAGGUGUUCCUCAGCAACACAGCAGAGUCUCUUGAGAACACAGGUGAGUACAGCUGGUCACAUUUACACCUUCAACAAGCAGGAAGAACACACAACUUACAUGGCUUCUGCAAACUAUGGUCCAUCUGAAGAUCAGUUCCUGUGCUCCAUCUGUCUGGAUGUGUUCACUGAUCCAGUCACCACAUCAUGUGGACACAACUUCUGCAUGAACUGCAUCAAUGAACACUGGAACACCAGCGACCAGAACCUGUGUCCAAUGUGUAAGAAGGACUUCACCAUCAGACCUGAUUUGAGGGUCAACACCAUGUUCUCUGAGAUGGUUGUUCAGUUCAGACAGUCCACUCAGCAGAAAGCCAGCAGCAGCAGCUCAGAGCAACAAGAGUCCAAACCAGGAGAAGUUCCCUGUGACGUCUGCACUGGAACCAAAGUGAAGGCCCUCAAGUCCUGCCUGGUGUGUCUGGCCUCCUACUGUGAGACUCACCUGGAGCCUCAUCUGACAGCUUCACGCCUGAAGAGACAUCAGCUGAUGGACCCUGUGGAGAACCUGGAAGGCAGGAUGUGUACGAAGCACGAUAAACAUCUGGAGCUGUUCUGUAAGAGCGACCAGACGUGUGUCUGCAUGCUCUGCACUGUUUUAGACCACAAGAACCAUGAUGUUGUUCCUCUGAAAGAACAAUAUGAAGAAAAGAAGGUUGAGCUGAAGAAGACAGAGGCUGAAAUCCAGCAGAUGAUCCAGAAGAGAAGACUGAAGAUUCAGGAGAUCAAACACCUGAUGGACCUCAGUGAGGAAGAUGCAGGCAGAGAGAAAGCAGAAGGUGUUCAGGUCUUCACUGAUCUGAUGGAGUCUGUUGAAAGAGGCUUGAAGGAUCUCCUCAAAACAAUAGAAGAGAAGCAGGAAACCACAAAGAAACAGGCUGAAGCUUUCAUCAGAGAGCUGGACCAGGAAAUCUCUGAGCUGAUGAAGAGGAGCGCUGAGGUGGAGCAGCUCUCUCGCUCUGAAGACCACCUCCAUCUUCUCCAGUCCUUAAACAUCCAUCAGCCACCACCCACCAAGGACUGGACAGAGGUCCGUGUUUGUCCUCCAUCAUAUGAGGGGACUGUGGUGAGAGCUGUGUCUCAGCUGGAGGAGACACUCAGUGAAAAGAUGAAGAAGUGGUUUGCUGAAGCUGAGCUGAAGAAGGUCCAGAUGUUUGCAGUGGAUGUGACUCUUGAUCCUGAAACAGCUCAUCCUCAACUCAUCCUGUCUGAUGAUGGGAAACAAGUGAAACAUGGUAAUGUGAAGAAGAAUCUCCCAAACAACCCAGAGAGAUUUUCUAAUAGGUUCUGUGUUGUAACAAAGCAGAGUUUCUCUUCAGGCAGAUUCUACUUUGAGGUUCAGGUUGAAGGAAAGACUCGGUGGUUUUUAGGAGUGAUCAGAGAGUCUGUCGACAGGAAGGGAAACAUCUCAUUGAGUCCUCAGAAUGGUUACUGGAUUCUAUGUUUGACAAAUGGAAAUAAAUACUAUGCUCUUGAUGAUCCUCAAGUUGAUCUCUCUGUGAAGUCUGGUCUUCAGAAGGUGGGGGUGUUUGUGGACUAUGAGGAGGGUGUGGUCUCCUUCUAUGAUGUAGAAGCUGCAGCUCUCAUCUACUCCUUCACUGGCUGCUCCUUCACUGAGAAACUCUUCCCGUUCUUCUGUCCUGGUUAUAGAGACUCUGCUCCUCUGAUCAUUCUCUAAUUUAAUGUGAUGAUUUCAUUCAUUAAUGGGAAUAAUUUUGUGACACCUCAUGGAGAAAAUGUUUUUUAACUUUAAAUUUGGGACUUUGAGUAAAUUAGCUAAACAAAUAUCUGAUGUCUAUUACCUUUCCAUCAUGUUCAAAGGAUACACUUUGUGUUAUUGUUGUACUGCUUUAAAGAUCAAUGGAUAAAGUGAAUUAAUAGUAAAGAUGCAAAAUGUACUUUUGGGGAAAAGGUGAUUUGAAUAAUUAAAUCAGUUUGGCUCAUGUUGAUUUGUUUUGUGUAUAUUUGUAAUAGGACUCAUGACAAAUAAAGUCAAGUGAUUA